This is a messenger RNA of Meloidogyne enterolobii, 933 nucleotides long. Lineage: Eukaryota; Metazoa; Nematoda; Chromadorea; Rhabditida; Meloidogynidae. The record is from the annotation of a GenBank genome assembly.
UCAAACAAAUAUAGGGAAAACUGGUUUCAUUAAUCCGAUAACCUCCUCUAUUUAAAUUUGUGCCUCUCCCUCGUCCAUUGGAUCUAAAAUUUGGUGUUGGGAUCAUGUUCGGGUUUCGAUUUUGCCCAUUAUUCCAGCCUUGGCCCCUUUGGUUGUUAAAAUUCCGAAAAUUUCCAUUGCCUCGGUUCGCUUGGUUCCAUGUCGAGUAACGGUUCGAUUGUCCCCUCCAAUUUCCUCUAUUCCCUCUAUUCCAUUGGUUAUCUCUAUAAUUGUUAUUUUGGCGAUAAUUUUGGCCUUGGCUGUUUUGCCCUUCUCUCAUAUUCACAAACUCCCUAUUUCUAUUGGCUCUAAUCUCAUUCACCUCCGCGAGCGUUGCUUUCACCUCAAUCUCUUUUGUUCGCCUCCAAACAUCAUCUUUGAGAGAGUUUGUCAAUUCCUCCACUCUUUUAGCUUGGGUCACGGCCUCCGCCAGCGAAACUGGCUCCUCCAUAAAAAUCACCUUCUCUCUUAUCUCCGGUAACAGCCCCGCUCUCAGCCGAUCUCUACACUGCUCGUCCCUAAACCUCUUAGCCAUUUCUUCGUGCUGUCCCUUCACAUUUUUUACCACCUCAUUUCCUAAUGUCAAUCCCGUUAAAUCCAUUUCCAAGCAGGUGUCGGGAUAGGCAAACUCCACCAAAUUUCGCAAAACGCCCGCAAACUCUUCCACAGACUCUCCCACCUUUUGCUUCCUCUCCAUCAUCUUCAAUCUCGCCACUUCCCUUGUCGAAAUUCUCUUUAAUCUACUCGCUAAUCCUUCAACAAGUCCUUUCCAAGUUGCCUUUUCCUCCUCAGGCAACCCUUCAUAGACAGCCAGCGCCGAGCCGCGCAAAUAUAUUGGCAAAAUCUGGCAGCACCGCGCUGGCUGCCAACCAUGCGCAGUCGCCACCCUAUUGA